This is a messenger RNA of Eimeria necatrix, 1426 nucleotides long. RefSeq lists its product as hypothetical. The transcript is spliced from 5 exons. The annotation marks the transcript as partial. NCBI's taxonomy places the organism in Eukaryota, Apicomplexa, Conoidasida, Eucoccidiorida, Eimeriidae. The record is from RefSeq and is a predicted model, not a curated record.
UGCAGUGGCUGCAGCAAAAAUCUGCGCAGCACUGGAGCAGCAGCAGCUGCUGCAGCAGAAGCAGCUGCAGGAGCAGCAGCUGCUGCUGCAGCCUGCGGCGGUGCUGCUGCUGCUAUCGGGGGGAAGGCUGGGGCUUGCUUUGGCAGCAGCAGCUUUUGCACCAGUAGCAGGAGUUUUAGUGGCAGCUGGUGCAGCAGCAGCAGCAGCAGCAGCAGACUCUACAGCAGCAGCAGCUGUCUCAGCACAGCAGCAGCAGCAGCAGCAGCAAUGGCAGCAGCAGUGGCAGCAGGCGAGGCAGCAGCAACUCAGCCGAAGAGUUGUGACAGCAGCAGCAGCAGCAGCAGCACGUCCAGCAGCCACAGCUGCUGCGCGGAGAAAAGAAGCAGCAAGAACAGCAGCAGGAGUAUUAAAAGUAGCAGCAGCAGCAGCAGCAGCAGCAGCAGCAGCAGUUGGUGCUGCUGCUGGCGUGCAGCCGCAGCGCGUUGGCGCUGAGCGCAGCAGCAACGGCCCUUUGCGCGGCGCGACUGCUGCGACUAGAAAGCGGAGAGCCGAAUUAACUAAGAGCGCCGCAGCGACACUGACAGCAGCAGCAGCAGCAGCAGCAGCGGCAGCAGCAGCAGCAGCAGCAGCAGCAGCAGCGGGAGCAGCAGCAACUGGCCCUUGUCUCCCCUUCCCUCCCCGCGCAGCAGCAGCCGCGGCGGUUCCCCCGCGCCUUGUCCCCCGCAGCCCCGGCGGGGCCGGCGCUGCCCAGCAGCCCCAGCAGCAGCAGCAGCAGCAGCAGCAGCAGCAGCAGCAGCAGCAGCAGCAAUGCCAGUGGCGGGACGAACAGCGGGGCCAGCUGCUGCUGCAGCAGCAGCAGCGGCAGCAGCAACAGCAUAUUCUGUCUGUACACCCCGAGGUGUACAGACACCCCGAGGUGUACAGACACCUCAAGGAGUCUUGGCAUCUCGAGGUGUCUGUACACCCCGAGGUGUCUGUACACCUCAAGGUGUCUGUACACCUCAAGGAGUCUUGGCAUCUUGAGGUGUCUUGGCAUCUUGAGGUGUCUGUACACCUCAAGGAGUCUUGGCAUCUUGAGGUGUCUGUACACCUCAAGGAGUCUUGGCAUCUUGAGGUGUCUGUACACCUGGAGGAGUCUUGGCAUCUUGAGGUGUCUGUACACCUGGAGGAGUCUUGGCAUCUCGAGGUGUCUGUACAGCUUGGGGUGUCUGUACAGCCGAAGCUUGAGGUGUCUGUACACCUCGCGGGGCGGAGGCAGCUGCCUGUACACCUCAAGUUGCGGGGUGUCUGUACACCUCAAAGCCGAGGUGUCUGUACACCUCAAAUCGCGGGUGUCUGUACACCUCAAAGCCGGGUGUCUGUACACCUCAAAGCCGGGUGUCAGUACACCGCAGCAGCCGAGGUGUCUGUACACCGCAGCAGCUGA